This is a messenger RNA of Carica papaya (papaya), 1655 nucleotides long. It is a transcript of the gene FLN1, whose product is annotated as fructokinase-like 1. The record is from RefSeq and is a predicted model, not a curated record. NCBI's taxonomy places the organism in Eukaryota, Viridiplantae, Streptophyta, Magnoliopsida, Brassicales, Caricaceae. Gene Ontology annotation, molecular function: kinase activity. Gene Ontology annotation, biological process: chloroplast organization; plastid transcription. Gene Ontology annotation, cellular component: chloroplast nucleoid.
GGACGACCCGAUUAGCAAUCUUCAUGUAGCAGACGAAAAACCCAUGACCGACAUGGAUAAACCCUAACUCUGCAUCAAAUCAAUGGCGUCACUUCUUCAACUUCCUCAGCUUAGCAACUUCUCUUCUUUGUUUAUCAAUACAAAAACCCAAUCUCUAAAACCGCAAAUACAACAAACAUUGACUCGGAGAUUUACUCCACAUUAUAAAUUAAACCCACCUAAAGCGUCCAUUAAUGAUGAAAACACGAAUGGAGCAGCAACUGAAUCUCCAAAGCGUAGUCGGAGAGGCCGGAAAAAGAAGCAAACCUCUUCCUCCUCUUCUUCAACUACUACUACUAAAGCGAAGAAAGCAAAGCGGUCAAAACACACCGAAGUUAACAAUGGCUCGAUUGAAGCAAACGCCACGAAAGAAGAAACAAGCGUCCAAGAUGGAAGACGAGAAGGACAAGAGGAGCUCUGGGAUUACGACGAUGGCAUGGAUUUUCCGUAUGAAUAUCCUCCGUUAAUUUGCUGCUUUGGUGCUGUACAGAAGGAGUUUGUUCCUACGGUGAGGGUGCAUGACAAUCAGAUGCACCCAGACAUCUACUCGCAGUGGAAGAUGCUGCAAUGGGACCCGCCGGAGUUUGGCAGGGCCCCAGGUGGGCCACCCUCGAAUGUGGCAAUAUCGCACGUGCGGCUUGGCGGAAGGGCAGCGUUCAUGGGGAAAGUUGGGGACGAUGAUUUGGGAAAUGAGUUAGUGUUGAUGAUGAACAAAGAGAAGGUGCAAACCAGAGGUGUUAAAUUCGAUGAGAAUGUGAAGACUUCAUGCACUUACAUGAAGAUCAAAUUCGAAGAUGGGAAAAUGAAAACAGAGACCGUGAAGGAAUCAGCAGAGGAUUCGCUUCUUAGUUCUGAAUUGAACCUCGCCGUGCUCAAAGAGGCUAAAAUUUUUCACUUCACUUCAGAAGUUUUGACAUCUCGUUGCAUGCAAUCAACUCUUUAUAAGGCCAUUAGAUGGUCUAAAAAAUUUGGGGGUCUCAUAUUUUUCGAUCUGAAUCUGCCUUUGCCUUUGUGGAGAUCACGCAAUGAGACGAGGGAGUUGACCAAGAAAGCUUGGAAUGAAGCAAACAUCAUUGAAGUUUCAAGGCAAGAACUAGAAUUUCUUCUUGAUGAAGAGUACUAUGAGAGAAAGAGAAACUAUCAGCCGCAAUAUUAUGCUGAAACUUUUGAGCAAACUAAAAACAGGCGAGACUAUUAUCAUUAUACCCGAGAUGAAAUAUCACCAUUGUGGCAUGAUGGACUCAAGUUCUUGUUUGUGACGGAUGGGACACUGCGGAUUCAUUACUAUGCUCCUUCUUUCGAUGGUGUGGUUGUUGGAACAGAAGAUGUUUUGAUAACCCCUUUUACUUGUGAUCGGACUGGUUCUGGUGACGCUGUGGUUGCUGGCAUAAUUAGAAAACUAGCCACUUGCCCUGAAAUGUUUGAAGAUCAAGAUAUUUUGGAGAGGCAGCUUCGCUUUGCCAUUGCUGCAGGAAUUAUAUCGCAGUGGACAAUUGGCGCAGUAAGAGGGUUUCCUACUGAAAGUGCAACACAGAAUCUGAAAGAACAAGUUUAUGUACCAUCAAUGUGGUAAUUAAAAGCCAUGCAGACAACGAGGUGCAAAUUUAUUUUUGUUA